AUGGCACCCAGCGCAAUCUCCUCUCCUCCCUCUCCUCAACCAGCAACCACCUCCGACAUCUCCAGCUAUAAGGGGUAUGACCACGUCCACUGGUACGUCGGCAACGCCAAAAUCACCGCCUCGUAUUAUGUUACGCGCAUGGGUUUCAAGCGGGUCGCAUACCGCGGCCUCGAAACUGGCAGCCGUGCCAUCUGCUCCCACGUCGUCCGCAACGGCGACAUCACCUUUGUCCUGACCUCCCCUCUCCGCUCCCUCGACCAAAUGGACCUCCUCACCCCCGAAGAGCAGAAGGAGCUCCGUGAGAUUCACGAGCACCUCGAACAACACGGUGACGGCGUCAAGGACGUCUCCUUCGAAGUUGACUCCGUCGACGCAGUAUAUCAAGCUGCCGUGGCCAACGGCGCCAAGAUAGUGUCUGCGCCACGCAGCCUCGAAGACAACAAUGGGUACGUGCGGGUUGCGACUAUCCAGACAUAUGGAGAGACCACCCACACCCUCCUGGAGCGCAAGUCAUAUUCUGGCGCAUUCAUGCCAGGAUAUCGAUACGAGGACGGGGCCGAGGACCCUAUCACGAAGUAUUUGCCCGGCGUAUAUCUGAACCGUGUCGAUCACUGCGUCGGUAACCAGGACUGGGAUGAGAUGGACCGUGUCUGCCAAUAUUACGAGAAGGCCCUUGGCUUCCACCGUUUCUGGUCUGUCGACGACAAGGAUAUCUGCACUGAAUACUCCGCCCUCAAGUCCAUCGUCAUGGCCUCUCCCAACGAAGUUGUCAAAAUGCCCAUCAACGAGCCCGCCGUCGGCAAGAAGAAGUCCCAGAUCGAAGAAUACGUGGACUACUACAACGGCGCCGGUGUGCAGCACAUUGCACUCCUGACCGACGAUAUUAUUCGGGACAUCACCAACCUCAAGGCACGCGGAGUUGAAUUCAUCAAGGUCCCUGACACGUAUUACGAGGACAUCAAGAUCCGGCUCAAGAAGACCGGCCUGGUUCUUCACGAGGACUUUGAGACCAUCCGCAACCUUGACAUCCUCAUCGAUUUUGAUGAGGGCGGGUACUUGCUCCAGCUUUUCACUAAGCACCUAAUGGACCGCCCAACCGUCUUCAUCGAAAUCAUCCAACGCCACAACUUCAGCGGCUUCGGUGCCGGCAACUUCAGGUCGUUGUUUGAGGCGCUUGAGAGGGAACAGGCUCUGCGUGGUAAUCUGGUCUAA
This is a messenger RNA of Aspergillus niger, 1212 nucleotides long. RefSeq lists its product as uncharacterized. NCBI's taxonomy places the organism in Eukaryota, Fungi, Ascomycota, Eurotiomycetes, Eurotiales, Aspergillaceae. Gene Ontology annotation, biological process: L-tyrosine catabolic process. Gene Ontology annotation, molecular function: 4-hydroxyphenylpyruvate dioxygenase activity. Bases 1 to 1212 code for a protein of 403 amino acids. The record is from RefSeq and is a predicted model, not a curated record. The transcript has 4 exons.